AUGUUGUUACAAAUUAAACUAUAUAUGGUUUCAGUAUUGUAUUUGUUUGGAAUAUUGUUUAUGAUAUUAUUUCCGCCCCGUAACUAUGAGCAAUCGGGUGCUAAAAUGAGGAAAAUACGGAGUACGGGAAGUAGCUUGAAGUAUUUACAGUACAUUGAUCAAGAAACAUUAUUAAAUAUAACCAAUCGCAUGGCGAAAGAAGAUCCAGAAAUGGUGCGAUUAGUACACCUCACUCCACGCACUUCAAACAACAAUUCUAUAAUAGCUCUAGAACUACACAGCGAUACACAUUCUAGGAAACCGGGCAUACUCAUUAUAGGAACACUCAACGGUAUGGUGUGGGGAACAACGAAUGCAAUAAUCGAAUUGGCUGAAAAACUAUUAUAUGAUGCUAAUUAUCAAACGCCCUUUUUUAAUGACUAUGACUGGUACCUCAUACCCGUAGUGAAUCCAGAUGCGCUUAAUUUUACUAAAAGUUUGCGAAAGUUUCGACCUAUCCAAGAACUGCUAUGGUCACGUAAUAUCACCGCUAGAAAUAACACCCGACCUUCUCUGUGGCACAAGAAUGUAAAUACAGAACUUGGGGACACCUGUUUUGGUACAAAUAUUAAUCGGAAUUUUGCCUAUCAUUGGCGAGAUGAUGUUUCCAAACCUCCAGAUGUUUGUUCCCAAUAUUAUCCAGGAACUAGACCAUUUUCGGCUGCCGAAUCUCAAGCUAUUCGCACAUACAUACAUAAACUUGAAGAUGUACUCCAAAUAGCAAUCAACGUCCAUGCAAGUUUUGUACCAAAAAAGGAAUUUAUAUUGUACCCGUGGAGAUAUUCAUUACGUCAACCUAGCAACUAUAGGAAUUUACAAGCUAUCGGCGAGUAUGCAGCAAGACAAGCUCGAUUGCCUGAUGGACGACUUUAUGAAGUGCAUCAAGAGAGUAGCGAUGGACGAGUUGCUGGCUCCCUGACGGACUACAUUUCAGGAGUUCUUGGCACAGAUCUCGUAUUUCUCCUCAAACCGUUUCAUCCAACAUUCCCGAAUAUCAGUGACACUUCAAUACUGGAAACAUAUGUGAAGAAAACUAUAACAUCCAUUCUGAGUUUAGUACGAGGUUGGCGUAGCAGCACUAAACAAAACACCUUAUCAUUCUUUGGGCGAGAUGUGGAGUUUUAA
This is a messenger RNA of Zerene cesonia (dogface butterfly), 1164 nucleotides long. Its product is annotated as zinc carboxypeptidase-like. Gene Ontology annotation, molecular function: metallocarboxypeptidase activity; zinc ion binding. The transcript is spliced from 8 exons. NCBI's taxonomy places the organism in Eukaryota, Metazoa, Arthropoda, Insecta, Lepidoptera, Pieridae. The record is from RefSeq and is a predicted model, not a curated record. Gene Ontology annotation, biological process: proteolysis. Bases 1 to 1164 code for a protein of 387 amino acids.